This is a messenger RNA of Mycena citricolor, 1826 nucleotides long. NCBI's taxonomy places the organism in Eukaryota, Fungi, Basidiomycota, Agaricomycetes, Agaricales, Mycenaceae. The record is from the annotation of a GenBank genome assembly.
AAACAACAAGCCAUCAAUCUAGAAGUAAACCGGACUCGAGGCUCAUGAUCACCGCGUCAACCCAGCCGUAACUUCGCUCUCCCCUCCCCAUCCUCCGCUCGGCAUCCAUCUGUCUCGUUCCCGUCGAUGCCCAGCAACAUUGAGCGACCGUAUAGCAGAGCUGAGACCACGCCCUUCCGUGCAGGUGCUGGGAUCAGGACCAGGGUUGACUCGGGCAGUUCAUUCAGGGAGCCCAUCUAUAGGGAGAGCGCUAUCGCUCCCAGUUAUGUCCCGAACACUUACGUCCCGAACUACUCUCGUGUCUCGAGCUUCAGGUCCCCAGAGAUGGAGGUGCUGCUCUACUCACCAGAAGUUUCGUCAAUGGAAAUCGCCGCCUGGCCGGGGAGGACACGCGUCGUGCCUGCGUACGCGGAGCAGGACAUCGUCACGGGCAAGGUCCUCUUGAAUCGCAGCUGUCGAGCGGGACGGCUCACACUCACGCUCUCUGGUACCUUCACUUCCAUCCCGGGGGUAAAGAACGUGGACAAGCUGGUGUCGAAUUCCGCUCCGGCCCAGAAGAAACGGCUCUUUUUCUCUACUUCCAAAGUCAUCGACGUCAUCUCAGAGUCGCGUGGAAGUACUCUUCUCCGACAGAGUCGAGCGGUGGAAGCGGAGACGCGCACAUUCCCAUUUGCAUUCGACCUGGGAAAAUGCCAGAAGCCGGGACACCUUUUACCCGCAUCGUUCUGCUCGUCGCUGGCUGCGUCCAUGGUGACCGAGGUGUCGUACGAGCUUUGUGUAUAUUGGGAGCCGUCCAAAGCGACGUUACCCAUCGCUCAGUUGAGCAUUCCAUUCCUUCUACAGCGAGAACCAGAAUUUCAAUCAGAAAAUGCUCCGCCACCGAAUUCUUGGAUCGAAAUCCCUCUCAAAUCUCACCGACCCGUUCCGGUCAAGUGCGCGGUUACCCUGCCAACCUCCUUGAACUUUUCCCGGUCGUCGAACAUACCCUUCUUUGUGGUAUUUACGACCUCUCCACGUUCAUCUCAUCUCGCACGUGAGAUCGCUACGGAUGCGACCGUGUCGGUGACGCUUACGAGCGAGUUCUUCUGCGCCGACGACCCUGGGCUGGCAGGACCUUCGAUGGCCCCGACGCACGCCCGCGACUCCAGCUCGGGCACAGAGCCGGGGACCUUCCAGAGCGAGUCCAGCAGCAUGAUGUCCGGCGCCGACUCGCGCUCGUCGCGCUUCAUCAAGCGAAUCCGAUCCUCCGCAUCGUUGUUCUCGUCGUCCAACUCGUCGUACUCGACCGCAGAGUCGCAGACAAGCACCAUGAUGAGCACGAAAACUAAGACACGGUCGAGGAUGGGCUCGGCGAAAGGACCUGUCAGGGUUUCGAAACCUCUUCCUCCGAUACCCGACGGGCCGGACACGCAACCGACGACGAUGUACAAUGCGAUCUCCAUUGGAUUUCCGAAGAGGCCGAGGCAUCGGCUGAGUGAGGGAAAAGCCCACCCAUCACUGGAUGCGCAGCGGUCGUUGCCAGAUGGACUUUUCAAGGAUAAAAUCCCCCUCGCUGCGGAUAUGUUGCCGAGCUUCAACUGGGGCGGCGUGUCGCUCAAGUAUUUCUUCGAGGUAUCAGUUUUGGUUGGCCAAGAUGAGCUGCAGGCUAAAAUUCUGUUGCGCAUCACAUAAUGCCCGUUGACUGAGCAUGAUAUGUAUAAUUUAUUUAUUUUCGUCUCGCCAUGCCUAUUUAAUCAUGUAGUAAUCCGUUGUCUAUCAAGUACACCCGGCUUGUUUGGGCCAGGAGGACUGGCUACAUAGUUAACACCUUCGUUGCUGAAAUCAAA